AGGCUCCGAGGGAUGAACCGGAAGAGAAGCGACGGCCAUGAUGGCGGAUUUGGGGGUGCUGAGGGCGGUUCUGUGCGUGGCGGGAGCGGCGCUGUCGCUUUACGCGCUGCGCGUGGAGCGCGAGGCCGCGCGGGAUCCGCGGUACCGAGCGAUGUGCGACAUCGGGCCCAGCGUGUCCUGCACGCGCGUCUUCUCCUCGAGGUGGGGGCGUGGCCUGGGCCUGGUGGAGCCGCUGCUGGGGAAGGAGAGCGUCGUCAACGCCCCCAACGGCGCCUACGGGGUCCUCUUCUACCUCCUGCAGGGGCUGCUGGGUCGGUAUCGUGGCCGGGUGGCCUCGGUGACGCUGUUGGUGACAUCGGCGGUGGCGGCGGUGGCCUCGCUGUGGCUCGGGGCCGUGCUGCUCUUCGGCCUCAGGGAUUUGUGCCUCGUCUGCCUCAGCACCUACGGMAUCAACGCCGCCCUGCUCGGCAUCAACCUGCGGCGCUGGAGGACCAGGAAAAUGGAUAAAAUCGAGUGAAAUCAACCCAAAAUGGUGAAAUCAGUAAAAAAAUGAAAAAAAACGGUGAAAAAAUGGUGAAAAUCGGUGAAAAAAUGGCGAAAAUCGGUGAAAAAAUGGUGAAAAUCAGUGGAAAAAUGGUGAAAAUCAGCACAAAAGUGAGAGAAAUCGGCCCAAAAAUGAGAGAAAUUGUCUCCAAAAUGAGAGAAAUUGACCCAAAAAUGAGAAAUUGAGAGAAAAUGGGAAAAAAAUGGUGAAAAUCGGCCCAAAAAUGGCAAAAACUGGCCCAAAAUUGACUGAAAUCCACCCAAAAAUGAGAGAAAUCGACCCCAAAAUCGACUGAAAUUGCCCCAAAUUCUUGGGGGUAUUUUGGGACAUUUUGGGGCAUUUUUUGGGGGCCAUUUUGGGCCAUUUUGGGUUCCUGUGCCUCGUCUGCCUCAGCACCUACGGCCUCAACGCCGCCCUGCUCGGCAUCAACCUGCGGCGCUGGAGGACCAGGAAAAUGGAUAAAAUUGAGUGAAAUUGGUUAAAUUGAGAGAAAACAAGAAAAAUGAGAGAAAUCGGCGAAAAAAUGGUGAAAAUCGGCGAAAAAAUGAGUGAAAAUCGGCACAAAAAGGAGAGAAAGUGACCCAAAAAUGAGAGAAAUGGACCCAAAAAUGAGAGAAAUUGACCCAAAAUGGUGAAAUUGUGAGAAAUUGGUGAAAAAUGGAGAGAAAUUGGCAAAAAAAUGGUGAAA
Molecule: messenger RNA, 1232 nt
Organism: Malurus melanocephalus (red-backed fairy wren)
Lineage: Eukaryota; Metazoa; Chordata; Aves; Passeriformes; Maluridae
Product: vitamin K epoxide reductase complex subunit 1-like
Exons: 3
Coding region: 38-517 (159 amino acids)
Biological process (GO): peptidyl-glutamic acid carboxylation; vitamin K metabolic process
Molecular function (GO): vitamin-K-epoxide reductase (warfarin-sensitive) activity
Source: RefSeq, a predicted model, not a curated record